AUGAUAUCUCAUUGGUCCCUUCUUGUUCACAAAAUCGAGUGGAACGGCAAUGCUGGUGGAACCGCAGAAGGUCAGUUUCUUGGUUGGAAUCAUUCGAUGUUCAAGUUUCUGGGAGCUGUUGCAGCUGAUCUAACGCGUUUGGGCGCUCCGUCGGUUAAGCCACAUCAGGAGCACGGAACUGCUCUCAAAUCUUUGGAGACGACAAUGUUUUCGGAACGUCGACCAAAUAAAGCGGCUUUUACUAAACAAACCUGUAGGACAAAGCAGGACGGAACGUAA
Haemonchus placei is the source of this 279-nucleotide messenger RNA. The record is from the annotation of a GenBank genome assembly. NCBI's taxonomy places the organism in Eukaryota, Metazoa, Nematoda, Chromadorea, Rhabditida, Trichostrongylidae.